This is a messenger RNA of Effrenium voratum, 969 nucleotides long. Lineage: Eukaryota; Dinophyceae; Suessiales; Symbiodiniaceae. The record is from the annotation of a GenBank genome assembly.
AUGGGGAAUACAUCCACAUUGACACGUUUCGCGCGUCUGUGCGCACUCGGCGCCGUCGGCGUUGCGCUUUCGGGCUGCGGUUCGAACCUGACGCCGAAAGUCGCGCUGACCAGCGGCACCGAGAGCGUGGUCGCCACCAGCAGCGAUGUGGUCAAUCUUUCCAAUCUGCCCGUCUUCACCCAAAAUGCGGCGACCUCCGGCGAAGAGAGCUUUUCCGUCGCCGCCUAUGGCGUGGCGGCCAGCCCGCGCGUCGCGUCGGGCACGCGCAUCCAGCGCGGCGGCGGCCGGCAGAUGGUCGGCCGACCCUACACGGUGCGCGGCCAGCGCUAUUUUCCGACCGCCAAUCAGCCCGCCGUCCAGCAUGGCCGCGCGUCGUGGUAUGGCGAGGCCUUCCACGGCCGCAAGACCGCCAACGGCGAAGUCUACGACAUGAACCACCUGACGGCGGCGCACAAGACGAUGCCGCUGCCUUCCUAUGCGCGGGUGACGAACCGCGCCAACGGCCGCUCGGUCGUCGUGCGGGUCAACGAUCGCGGCCCUUUUUCCAACAACCGCGUGAUCGACCUGUCCAAGCGUGCCGCCUACAUGCUCGACUACAUCUCCGCGGGCACCGCCAACGUCCAGGUGGAGUAUCUCGGCCCGGCACCGUUGCACGGACAGGACGAUGAGUUCCUGAUCGCAUCGUUCCGCGGUGCGCCGACGCUGGGCACGCCGCGCGGCGGCGGCGAUCGCAACCUGCCCGGCGUGCGCCAGCCGGGCGUGAUGCUGGCCUCGAGCGGGCAGCAGCCCGCAGCCGAACGCUUUGGCGGUCCCGCUGCCCCCGCGCUGGAAGCGCCGGGAUCGCUGCUGCGCCGCUCAGCACGCCCGGUGAUCGGGCUCGAUGCAUCGGCCUAUGCCGAUGCGCGCGUGGCGGCCGCAUUCGCGGCGCCUUGGGCACCAAUGGCAACCGAAGGCUGGAAGGCCCGCUGA